This is a messenger RNA of Colletotrichum karsti, 4464 nucleotides long. RefSeq lists its product as uncharacterized. Bases 1 to 4464 code for a protein of 1487 amino acids. Gene Ontology annotation, molecular function: transmembrane transporter activity. The transcript is spliced from 11 exons. Gene Ontology annotation, cellular component: membrane. The record is from RefSeq and is a predicted model, not a curated record. Gene Ontology annotation, biological process: transmembrane transport. NCBI's taxonomy places the organism in Eukaryota, Fungi, Ascomycota, Sordariomycetes, Glomerellales, Glomerellaceae.
AUGCAAGACAACCCCAGCGACGAGACGGUAGUCGGCGACAGCGAUCCUCCUCCCCAACUCGGAGCCGAAAAAGAGACUCCCCACCAUGACCAACCAUCCGGUCGGCCGCGGGCCGCGAAGCUCAACCGGGACAACACCAGUCACUCGGUGAGCCAAUGGGCGAAGAAGCGCUUGGAGGAGCACGAAAACCUUCCCUCCCAGUCAGUCAGCUGGUGGCACCCGCAUCUGGCAAAGUUGCGGAAGCACACUUCUAUUCUGUGGAUACGGAACACGUUUAUCGUUUGCUUGGGGGCUUUUCUUGUUCUGUGUCUCUACUGGGGCAUAGUUUUCAAGAUUGAAGAGAACUUGCCGUCGCUUGUCUGCUUCGUGGUAGACUUUGACGGCAAAGUUGCUCCUUUCGAGGACGUGACGCCUUUGAUAGGCCCUACUGUCACGACUCUGGCAAACGAGACGCUAUGGAGCGCGAUACCCUCCAUCGGAUAUCAAAUCCGACCCGCAAGCGAGUUCAACUUUGACCCUCUCGAAGUUCGAAGAGCUGUGUACGAAUUCAAGGCCUGGUCGGCCAUCGUUGUCCACUCCAACGCGACAUCCCUUUUGCAAAACGCGGUGUCAACGGGUAACUCCUCGUACGACCCAACCGGAGCCGUCCAAGUCAUCACCAUGUCCGGCCGAGACUCGUUCAUGACGUACAGCUACAUCUUACCAAAACUCACCACAUUCACCCAGCAACUCGCAUCACAGUUCGGCAAAACCUGGGGCGACAUGAUUAUGGCCAACGACUCCUUGACAAGAGAGAACCUUCAACAAGCUGCCAGCGCCGUAAACCCUGCGAUUUCACCACUCAUGCUGGACCUCCGACCGUUCGGACCCCCAGCGGCAACACCCGCGGCUACUUUUGGCUUGAGCUUCCUCAUCGUCCACUUUGGCUUUACCUACUACCUCGCGGACGACCAGAAAUGCAUCAUCCCGGAAGGACACCCGCCCGUGCACUACUGGCACCACGUCAUCCGCCGCUGGCUCGCGCUGAUGGCAGCGUACUUCUUUCUUUCUUUCGCGUACAGCCUGCUGCCGCUCGCAUUUCAAGUCCCGUUGGGAAACCCGCCAGCGUCGCCGGUCGAGGUUGCGCAGAACCCGAACGCCUUUGGGAAGGGGUCGUUCUUCGUCUUCUGGAUGCUCCAUUUCCUCGGGAUGGCCGCGCUCGGGUUUCCCUGCGAGAAUAUGGCCAUGCUGAUGGGCUCGCGAUGGGUCGGGCUAUGGUUGACGUUCUGGUCCCUCACGAACACGGUUACAGGCUUCUGGCCGCCCGACAUUGCCCCCGGCUUUUACAGGUGGUCGUACGCAUGGCCGUAUCACCAUGUUUUUCUUGACCGAUCCAACAUUGGAAAUGCCAGAAUCCAGGGCAUGAGCAAGGACAUCAACCUCGAAGGGUUUCGCUUCAACUGGGUACUGUCAAUAUUCUACAUCGUCUAUCUCUUCGUCGAGGUCCCCAGCAACAUCAUACUCAAGCGUGUCGGCCCGCGUUUCUACCUGCCUUUCCUCGUGGUGGGCUUCGGACUUGUUUCACUCUGCACAGCAUUCGUCAGAUCGUAUGAGGGACUGGCAGCAGCUCGAGCCUUCUUGGGCGUCUUCGAAGGUGGAGCCAUGCCCGGGCUCUCAUUUUUCUUGAGCAGCUUCUACCGACGAGAGGAGUUGCUCCUGCGCAUCGGCAUAUUCAUAUCGUCAGCCUCCCUGGCUGGGGCAUUUGGUGGGCUUCUAGCAACCGGACUUUCCCGCGUACCGGAAUGGGGCUUCGAUGGAAUGGUGAUCCAUACGUGGCGCAACAUCUUCUUCUUCGAAGGUUUCGUCACGAUAUUGGUCGGCCUGUUCGCGCCCUUGUGGAUGCCAAUGAAUCCUUCAACGGCUUACUUCCUCACCGAUCGAGAACGGCUGAUCGCCGUCGAGCGUCUCCAGCGCGAGCACAAGGCCAAUGCCGACGAGCCUGUGAACAUCCACCACGCGAAGCGGGCCGUCAUGUGUAUCCACAAUUACACUUGCGCGUUCGGCUUCUUCGUGAUCAACAUCACGGUACAAGGAAUCUCCGUUUUCAUGCCUACCAUCCUCAACGAUCUGGGCUGGACGGCGACGAAAGCGCAGCUGAUGUCGGUGCCGCCUUACGUUGUCGCUUGCGUGACGGCGGUGACGAUAGCAUACAUCAGCGACAAGACCCGGCAGCGAGGAAUAUACCUGGCAAUCUUCUCGGUCAUCGCCGUGAUUGGGUUUGCUAUCCUGCGAUUCGAGACCGAUGCGAAUAUUCGGUACAUGGCGGUUUUCUUUGUGACUGCGGGCGCCUUCCCAGGUGGCCCUGGUUUCCUGAGCUGGGCUAUGAAUAAUUCCGCAGGGCCUUCAGUCCGCGCUGUUACCAGCGCCUAUGUAGUCACUAUUGGCACCAUUGGUGGAAUUGUUGCCACCUGGACAUACACAUUCAAAGACGCACCGAAAUACUUCGUUGGCCACACCAUCAACCUCACGCUCAAGAAGCUGUUUCGGGAGGAGGAAACUCAAUUCCUGGCUCGGACGAAAACGAUGAACGACCCUUCCGAAGACCCGCAUCGCGCUUUCGCAGCCCGACCCGACGUCAACGACACCGAAAAAGACAGCCAUGACGGCAAUCUGGAGAACGGCAUUGCCAAGCAUCACCGGAAACCUCACACUGCUGUCGGCUUCUGGGAUCCAUCCAUGAGAAAGGUUCGCGCGCACGUCAUCCGGCUAUGGCUUCAGACAAUCUUGAUUCUCAUCGCGUUCAUCCUCGGGGUGUUGUCGCUGUACUGGGCGGUGCUCUUUCGCGCCGAGGCGAACUUGAGGGCGAUAGUGGUUCAUGUUGUCGACUUUGAUGGCCAAGUUGCACCAUACCAGUCCGUCCAACCGCUUGUUGGUCCGACAGUAAUACAGACAGUUCAGAAGGCCCUGGAAAAGUCCGGACCUUCAUUAGGAUGGACAAUCCUACCACCUUCUCACUUCGAUAAUGACCCGAUGGCUGUACGGCAAGCGGUUUAUGACUGGGACAGCUGGGCAGCUGUGAUCGUUCAUGCGAAUGCCACGGCGGCACUUCAAGCGGCCGUUGAGACUGGAGAUGCCAGUUAUGACCCAGCUGGCUCAUUACAGAUCAUCGUGCAGAGUGCUCGAGAUUCGACGACGUACCAAAGCAAUAUUCAGCCGUACAUCACUCAGUUCACGGAACAAUUCACUCAGGCGUUUGGAAAGCAAUGGGGCCAGACUGUUAUGUCGAACACAUCCUUGAGUCGGGAACUUUUGGCCAGGGCAUCCGCUGCCGUGAACCCGGGAGUGGCCCCCUUGAUGAUCGACCUACGUCCCUUCAAGCCAGCAACUGCCACUCCCGCAGUCAGCAUCGGUCUGAUUUACCUCAUUAUCAUGGCGUUCUUUUCUUUUGCUUUCUUCCUUCCCAUUCAUUCGAAAUACAUACAGCCACAGGGCCACCCGCCCCUGAAGUUCUGGCAACUGAUUGUAUGGCGUUGGACAGCGACCAUAGUCGCCUACUUCCUUAUUUCCCUGGCUUACAGUUUAAUAUCUCUCGCUUUUCAACUCCCUCUCAGCGCUGCACCAACCUCUCCAACCGAGCCUUCUCCACCAGAAGGGGCAACAGCCUACGGCCGCGGUACCUUCCCUGUGUACUGGAUGGUCAACUUUGCUGGAAUGACGGCGCUAGGUCUCGCAUGCGAGAAUGUUGCCAUGCUUGUCGGCCAGCCGUGGACGGCUCUUUGGCUUAUCUUCUGGGUUAUCACCAACGUCUCAACGUCUUUCUACGCCAUUGAUCUAUCUCCAGGCUUCUAUAGAUGGGGAUAUGCGUGGCCCGGCGGUACAUCCUCGAAGAGACAGCCUCACGGAUUCACGAUCCAAGAUGACACGGAUGCCAUUCGCAACGAGCUAAUUCCCUUUGUUGAGAAAUGCGGCAGUGAAGGAGUCAUAAUGAUCCUACACUCCGCUGGUGGGUUCAUUGGAGCCGGAGCCAUGAAAGGCUUGUCCCAAAUGGCAUACGAGGAUGACGGGAAGAGGGGCGGCGUCCGUCAGAUCGUGGCCUUCACAGCUGGCUUCCUCCCCGUUGGAUUUGAGCAUAAGCCUCUUCCAUUUAUGAAAGUCAACGAGGAAAAGGGAAUUCAAACACCUGUCGAUGACAUGGCGUUCUUCAACGACAUGUCGCCGGAGGAGGCCAAGCCGUGGAUCAAGAAGUUUGUCCACCAUCCGGCCGAAGGAUGGGGCACUCCCAUUGAGUAUGCUGGAUGGCAGGAGGUGCCGACAGACUACAUCAUCUGCGAGAGCGAUGAGAUUAUACCAGCGCAGAUGCAGGAGACGCUUGCGUCUUUGGCAGAAGCGAAAGUGUACAGAUUGGAUGCUGGUCAUAUGGCGCAACUGUCCAAGACUGAAGAGCUCUCGCAGUUGAUAGUGAAGGCUAUUGAGAGGAUGCAGUAA